CACCUGGAUCGCGGGCGCGGGGCUCGCUCGGGCAGAGCCACGCUGCCUGCGGCCGGUGCCGCUCCUGCGGAGCGUGAAGCGGGCGGGGGGAGCCGCGCCGGCCGCCCGUGGGAGGAGGGGGUGCAGCAGCCGCCAGCCCCCGCAGCCGCGCCCGGGCUCUGCCCGCUCCUGCUCCGGGAUCAGGUUCCCGCGGCCGGGGCGGGCGGCACCGCCUCCCCGUCCCCGCCUGUCGGACCCGCGGCCGUGGGCAGCGCCGGCGGCGGGAGGGGCGCGUCCUGCACGGCCGGGGCCGCGGCAGAGCGGCGCGCUGCGGGCAGGUGCGGCGGCUGGAGCCGGAGCCGGCAGGUCCGCGCCUCCCGCGCUGCUCUCCGACAGCAUGAAGGUCGAGUUUGCCCCCAUCAAUAUCCCUCUAAAGAGGAGGAUCCAGACAGUCGCCGUGCUGCAGUGGAUCUUCUCAUUUCUCCUGCUGGCAGAGUUUUGCUGUGGAUUCUUUGUGCUCCUGAUCCUAGGCAACUUCUGGUUCCUUGCUGUUCUGUACCUGCUGUGGCUUUACCUCGACUGGGAAACACCAUGUGCUGGGGGCAGACGGUCCCAGUGGGUCAGAAGCUGGACUGUCUGGAAGUACUUCAGAGAAUACUUUCCCAUUCAUCUUAUAAAAACUUCAGAACUGAACCCAAAUCACAACUACUUACUUGGCUUUCACCCUCAUGGGGUCCUGGUAGCUGGAGCCUUUGGAAACUUUUGCACCGAAUCUCAUUUCAAAAAUUUAUUUCCUGGGCUUACUCCAUAUCUUCAUAUCAUGCCCAUCUGGUUUGGCUGUCCCUUCUUCAGAGAAUACAUAAUGUGUGCUGGAAUGGUUUCUGCAUCCAAGGAAAGUGUCUCACAUGUGCUGAACAAUGAAGGAGGUGGCCAUGCAUCUGUCAUUGUGAUUGGAGGAGCAGAGGAAUCUCUGAAUGCACAUCCUGGAAGCCUGACCUUGAACAUCCUCAAGAGGAAAGGCUUUAUUAAAAUGGCCCUGAAACAUGGGGCUCAUCUGGUCCCGGUGUUUUCCUUUGGUGAAAAUGAACUAUUCAAGCAAGUUGCAAACCCCAAAGGUUCAUGGCUCAGGAAUGUACAGGAGAAGUUGCAAAAGAUAAUGGGAUUUGCUUUACCACUAUUUCAUGCUAGAGGAGUAUUCCAGUACAGUUUUGGCUUAAUACCUUACAGGCAACCUAUUCAUACUGUUGUGGGAAGCCCCAUCCCUGUAAAAAAGAACUUGAACCCCACCACUGAAGAGAUUGAUCAGCUACAUGCAUUGUAUCUACAGAAACUAAAGAAAUUAUUUGAAGAACACAAAAGCAAUUAUGGCAUCCCUGCACAUAAAUCUCUCAUCUUCGAGUAGCAAAUUACAAUUUGUAAUUCCGAAUCUCAUGGAAAGAAACAGUAUCUGCUGAAAGAUGUCUUUCUUGCAAUCCACAUUUAGCAAUCUGUAAUUAUCCUUGUAUAAGGAAUACUUUUAAGAAUGGAUUAUUAGAUGAUUUAUUGAUUUUUAUCUUAUUCUUGGGCAGUGGGGGGAGGGAUCAUUGGGAUGUAAGCCUCAAAGCCGGUGCUGUUUUGAGUUGUCCUUUUAGGUUCAUAUGUGCCAGAAAUGCGAGUGAGAGACUCCACACAGAUGUUCUUACCACCAUGGUACCUACCCACAUCUUGAGCAUAGGAAAUUGCCCCAGCAGGAGAUCAGCAGCAGAAGUAUAAACCCAAGAAGCCUUUGAUUAGAGGUUGAAAGAUUUACCAGCAUUUAUCAAACAUGAUAUCAGAUUGUUCUCUGAACGUCAGAAACCCCUGCUGCUUUUCCACAGGAAUGAAGGUGUAUGUUUUCAGCAGAUGGCUACUGUAAACCACUUACAUGAGAAUUCAAGAAUAAAUAGGAUCCUUCAGUCCUGAAUAGGAUACUGGAAAAAAUGGUUUGUCCAAGUCAUGGAGCAGAGCAAACCUUCUGUUUGGAGAAGAGUGUGUUGAGAUUUUUGUGUGUAUGUGUGUGCUGGGUGGUGGGAAGCACUGAAUGAUGUGACUUUUCUGGACAAUCUGUGCUUUGGAUCAUAAGUUUGGAAGAUGAAGCAGCUUUGGUGUUUCAGCUUCAGAAGAGAUGGCAGGCACAGAACAGGAAAAGUGAGGGAAUCAUGUGAAUUCUUCAUCCUGUACAAAUUCAGAAUGACCCUAUGUCAAGCACUUGCACAGAAGGAAAGGGAGCCAAAUUUGUUCAGUCAGUUCUGAAAUUUCACCAAGGAAAGUGUACUUGAUAAUGCCUUUUUUUCCCCACUGACAGAUGUGGGGAAGUGUGUGUUAAGCUGGUGCUGCAGGGUGACACAGCUGCAGUGCCGAGGCAGUGUGAGCAUAGCUCUAGGGUGCAGCAGGUUAAGAGGAUGCGUUGUAUAUAAACCAGGUGCCUGAAUUUGAGAAAAGGUCUAUCCUGAAUGUGGAUAUCCACUUCAGAAAAGAAAAGAAAAAAAUCUUAGCCAAACUAUUUUUCAGUGAAAAUGCCUAGGUCUUGGAGAGUAUUGUGCAUGGGAAGAAUUGUAAUAUAUUACUGAAUUUAUAUGAGAUAAAUUCUUGUAUUUGUAAAUGUUUUCUGUCUGCCUGCAGACUUUGCACAUCUGAUGUUAGUGAAGAGUUUGCUCUGCUCUAAGCAGUUUUGGUGCCUAAACAUGACAUAAGUUAGGUGCUCUGACAGGUCAUGCAUGGGCUUGUCAGGCAGCCUGGGUAUCUUCAGUUGGCUCAGUUGAGCACUGAGGUGCUCCAGGAAUAGCAGCACUGGACACCUUGUGUAUUCAAUGGGCUGUAGGCUCUUAGAAGAAACACAGCUGGGGCUUUGAGAACAAGGCAGAACUCUGGAAAGAAAAUAUCUUAACAAUUUGAAGGUGUUUAAAGAAAAGAGUGGAAAUGGGCUGAGCUCCAACUGAACCAACACCCCAAAGCCAAACAAGUAUUUGCCAGACAGAGCAGAUGUAUGUGCUUCAAAAAGCCCUCCAGCAACAAGGUGGUUUCCUUAAGAGGGCUCUUCCUUCUAGUGCCCAUUUGUCAUCCGGAUGUAAACAACACUGAGCCAACACUGAGUCCUGCUCUCAUUUUCCCUACAAUGACACAAUCUUUCUGGGAACCAGGGCUGGAAUUUCAGUGCUUGAAGAAGCCCCUCUUCCCUGACAGACUGCUGUCAAUGUGCCCACAAUCCACCUCUACCUGAGCUUGAUACCGUGUGUGCUUGCCCUCCCUUUCCACACCUUUGCUGAUCACUGAUGAUCACUGUGGUGUAGGCAUCUUGCUUCCUCACUUUCUGCCCACCUUUCCCUGGCCCGAGAUCUCUGGUCUCUAUGCAUGGAAAAUAAUGAGUGGUUGCUUAUCAUUCAGCAAAAAUGGGGUUUAGGAGCAGGGUUUGGGAAGAGGAAACACUGUGGUUUUGCAAGUUUGACACAAGCUUAAAAUCAGGACUGUUUCAGCUCUGGAAAGGGCAUGUUUCUAGGGAGAUCAGACAUGGCAGGUUUGUUACAUGGGAAGAGGUCUCAGGGUCCUGAGGAUUGUACAAAUGUCAGAUGACCCCUGAGCUCUUGCUUUUUCUUAGUCAGCUAUGUGAAAUUUCCUUUGGAUUUGACUCUUUAUUGCCUGCCCUGAUGAGCAGUGAGGAUUAUUCAUGAAAGAAGAAUUUGGAGUCUAUGACAGACUGCUCUCUCCUAGAUCAUCUGCUCUAAUGAGAUAUUUCCUCUCAUUCUCAGUCUGCUCUUUUCCCAUUACCUUAAUGACAGAGAAAAUCAGGCUGUAAAUUUUAAAAAUAUUAGCAUUGAGUUGAGGAUGGAAAGUAACAAUUUUUUUUUGUUUAUUAAAUUAAUCAAAAUUUCUUGGGAAUAUGUGGACACUGAUUUUGGGACAAUAUCUGGUCCAAAGGAUACCCUAUAAACAGGCUUUCCUCUGAAUUCCGUGAGGAAAUUAUCUGUGGGCUCUCUGUACCAUCCAUAACUGGCUUAGGUAGAAGAAGUAGGGAUUGUGUUGCUAUGGCUACUGAUAUUGUCAUUGUUUUGUAACAAUGCAGACAGUAAAAAAACCCAAAAACUAAAAAUCCCAACAAAAACCAAACCAACAGAAUCUCCAAACAACUCAAAUAUUUAUUGUUGCUCAGUUACCACUGCAUAUUGCUAAUGAUGGUCCUUCCAAAGUACCUUUUAUUAACCAAUUGUCUAGUGCACCCGGGACUAUUUGAAAGUAGAACUUCUGUCUCUAAAUGUGAUAGACAUGGUGUUAUCUAAGGUAUUGACCUGUGUAUCAGUGUGUGGAUUUGUAAAACAAUCCUGAGCCCAGAGCCCUGGCAGCCACAGACCCAUUUUGGCUACCACAGGCACCAAUCCCAGCGCUGCUAUAGGCACGAGGAAGCUGCCCAUGUUUGUUGGAGCAAGAGUCUCCAGUUGCAGCUCAUGCUGGACAAAGCAAGAGCAAGGAGCUGGUAGGAAUGGUGACACACCCUCCCACAGCUGCAACUGGAAGAACUGGGCAGCACUCAAAUUCCUGGUGGGGAUGCCACACUGCCUGGGGCCUGCUUCGUGGGGUGUUUCUCUUUGUGCCUUUUAAUGCCACAGGUAAUCCCAGAGAAGCCAGCCAUCCAUCAACAGGAGAAGCUCUGCCUCUAAACCGUGCAAACGCUGCCUCCCUGACACGCUCAGGAUGAAUUACCUGCCUAUUCCCUCGUGUGUGAACACCUCUGUGCCAAAUUCUGUUGACAGAAAGUCAUUCCUGAGUAUUUUUACUUUGUGGACUACGCAGCAUAGUUUAGACUUCGUAACUUUUUAUGGUACCUGUAAAAUAUAAAUGUCAGCUGUUUCAAUGAUAGCUGUGGCAAGGAGGUGUCAGCUAAUAAAGG
Messenger RNA from Poecile atricapillus (Black-capped chickadee), 4879 nucleotides. It is a transcript of the gene MOGAT1, whose product is annotated as monoacylglycerol O-acyltransferase 1. Bases 377 to 1381 code for a protein of 334 amino acids. Gene Ontology annotation, biological process: diacylglycerol biosynthetic process; triglyceride biosynthetic process. Gene Ontology annotation, cellular component: endoplasmic reticulum membrane. The transcript is spliced from 6 exons. The record is from RefSeq and is a predicted model, not a curated record. NCBI's taxonomy places the organism in Eukaryota, Metazoa, Chordata, Aves, Passeriformes, Paridae. Gene Ontology annotation, molecular function: diacylglycerol O-acyltransferase activity.